UACAAUUUGGAAUACAAUAUAAUGAAAUUGAUUUUAGUACUGACACACUGCAAUGUAAUGUUGAUAACAGAACAGUAUGUAUAAAAUUACAUGAACUUUCACACAAUACAUUAAGAAAUAAUGAAAAUAAUAUGAAUAAUAUUAUACAAGAAAGACAUAAAGAUGAUACUUUUGAAUGGAUGCAAGUACUAAAUUAUUUUUAAGUACAUAUAAAGAAAAAGUAGAACUUUUGUUAAAUCGAAAAAUAAAAACGAGAAAAAUAAUGUGGGAGAGAAUACGCAAAGUCAUGCAUUCAAAAGGAUACAAUACUACAGCAACUCAAAUAGAAAAUAAAUACAAAUCUCUUGAAAGAUCAUUUAAAAAUAUGGUCACAAAUAACAAGAAAACUGGCAGAGGACGUACAACGUAUCCAUAUCAAACUGAAUUAACGGAACUUUUAGGCGCUAAGCACAAUAUAGAACCCUUAGCUGUUUCUGGCAGAGAAGAUUUAAUUAUACGACAGGAUGUGACAGCAAGUACAUCUGCAUCUCCAGUACAUCUAUUUAUGCCCAAUCAAAAUGAUGAAAAUUCAACUAUGCAAGAGGAAAAUAACACUACAUCCGAAAUAAGAACGACAAGAAAUAUUACAAGCGAUAGUAAUUCUAGCAAAGAAAGAGUAUUACAAAAAGAAAAACGAAGAAUGGGAAAUACUGCGCGAAUAAUACAAAAUGUCCAAAAUAGUAUUGAAAAAUUUAUACAUGAUAUUGCGCAAGAAAAAGAUAGUAAAUUAGAAAUACAAAAACAAGUACUUACGGAGUAUAAACAAUUGAGAAUUAGUUAUGACGAAUCUUUAAAGAAAAUACAAGAACAAUUAGAAUUAAACAAUAAAAUGAUGUAA
Trachymyrmex cornetzi is the source of this 877-nucleotide messenger RNA. Its product is annotated as trihelix transcription factor GT-2. The coding region runs from base 176 to 877 and encodes 233 amino acids. Lineage: Eukaryota; Metazoa; Arthropoda; Insecta; Hymenoptera; Formicidae. The transcript is spliced from 5 exons. The record is from RefSeq and is a predicted model, not a curated record.